UUUGAUUCAAAAAAGAUUAAAAAGAAAUUAAAGUGUCUAUUUAAGCGAAAAGAAAUGUUUUAGUUCAUUAAAUAAGCAUUGUGGCAUUUUUACUUUGCGACAAUGCGAAUCAACUUGAUAUUCGUUCUAACGCUAAUUUUUGCAUACAAUGCAGAUAAUAUUGAUGGUGUUAUCUUUAAAUUUACGAAUUUCGUAUGUGAUAUCCACAAUGCUUCUUGGAUUAAAGUUCACCAAUGUCGUUUAAAAGCAGUAAAACGUAAUCACAUUACACUGAAUAUGAAUGCAACCUUAUUACUCCCGGUGAAUCGUGCACAUGUUCAAGUCCAGUUUCUGAAAAAUUCAAACGGCUACAAGUUAUUUCAUUACAACGCCACAAUAGACAUUUGCCGCUUUUUGAAUCAGAGUUAUGAUCCAGUGGCUAUAAUGAUUUUUCGACAAUUUAAAGAAUUUUCCAACUUUAAUCAUACCUGUCCUUAUAUGGGUAAUAUUUAUGUAAAGGAUUUAUAUUUAAGACCAGAACUGGUGCCUUUGCCCAUACCCACGGGAGAGUAUUUGUUGAACUUGAAGUGGAUAUUUGAUAAAAAAGCAGCAAUAACAACCAAACAGUAUUUCAUAAUUGAAGAGAGUAAAUAAAAAAGUAUAAGAAUAAAUAAUUAUUACAA
Messenger RNA from Drosophila willistoni, 662 nucleotides. RefSeq lists its product as uncharacterized. Bases 103 to 633 code for a protein of 176 amino acids. The transcript has 3 exons. NCBI's taxonomy places the organism in Eukaryota, Metazoa, Arthropoda, Insecta, Diptera, Drosophilidae. The record is from RefSeq and is a predicted model, not a curated record.